CUUCCCGACAACCAGAGGCCAGCCCCCAGCGGGGGCACAGUCCGCCCCUCCUCCAGGCCAAAGGCCCGGAGGGGCGGCACCCUGGCGGGGCGCCCAGACAGCCGGCGCGAAAGCAGGCCUCAGGGAGGGGCACAGACCUCGGGCCCCGUUCUGGAUGGGCCGGCAACCGCGCCGGAGGCAGGCCCGGGCGGAGGCGCGCGGGGCAGGCGGCGGGCGCGGCGAUGGCGCCGGAGCUGUUUCUGGACCUGUACUCGCCCCCCUGCCGUGCCGUCUACAUUUUCGCCAGGAAGAACGGCAUCCCCUUUGCGCUGCGGCCGGUGGAUCUGGGACGGGGGGAGCACCUGAAGCCCGAAUUCCUGAAGGUGAACCCCCUGGGGAAGGUGCCCGCCCUCAGGGACGGGGACUUCCUGCUGUCUGAGAGUGUGGCCAUCCUUUUAUACCUGAGCCGCAAGUACCAGACAGCGGCCCACUGGUACCCACCUGAGCUGCAGGCCCGUGCCCGUGUGGACGAGUACCUGGCAUGGCAGCACGCUGCCAUCCAGCUGCCUGCCGCCAACGUCUACCUGUGUAAGUCUCUCCUGCCCUACUUCUCGGGGCAACCUGUGGACCCCACAAAGCUGGAACAGCUGCUGGGGAAGCUCACUCCUUCACUGCAGCACCUGGAUCAGAAAGUCCUGGCAGCCAGGCCCUUCCUAGCCUCUGAGCAGCUCUCCUUGGCAGAUCUGAUAGCAUUCACGGACCUGAUGCAGCCCACUGCUGUUGGCUGCGACGUCUUCCAAGACAGGCCCCGUCUGGCAGCGUGGCGGGCCCGUGUGGAGGCUGCACUGGGCCCUCAGCUCAUCCAGGAGGCUCACAGGCUCGUGCUACAGCCACGGGACCCCCAAUUGGUCCAGCAGAACCCCCAGCUGGCCCAGGAGCUGGUGCAGCGGCUGCAGGAGCGGCUCCGCUGAGGGAGCUGCACUCUCCUGCCUGCAAUAAACAUGCUGUGUGCCCUC
This is a messenger RNA of Manis pentadactyla (Chinese pangolin), 995 nucleotides long. RefSeq names its product glutathione S-transferase theta-1-like. Gene Ontology annotation, cellular component: cytoplasm. Lineage: Eukaryota; Metazoa; Chordata; Mammalia; Pholidota; Manidae. Gene Ontology annotation, molecular function: glutathione transferase activity. The transcript is spliced from 5 exons. Gene Ontology annotation, biological process: glutathione metabolic process. The coding region runs from base 222 to 950 and encodes 242 amino acids. The record is from RefSeq and is a predicted model, not a curated record.